Molecule: messenger RNA, 2568 nt
Organism: Zygotorulaspora mrakii
Lineage: Eukaryota; Fungi; Ascomycota; Saccharomycetes; Saccharomycetales; Saccharomycetaceae
Gene: ARG81
Product: Arg81p
Exons: 1
Coding region: 1-2568 (855 amino acids)
Biological process (GO): regulation of DNA-templated transcription
Molecular function (GO): DNA-binding transcription factor activity, RNA polymerase II-specific; zinc ion binding
Source: RefSeq, a predicted model, not a curated record
AUGGUAGGCAGCGAAAAAGCAUUGAGCAGGCGAUCAAAGAGAGGUAAGACGUUCACGGGCUGCUGGACCUGUAGGGCCAGAAAAGUCAAAUGUGAUCUGAGACGUCCACACUGUGAGAGAUGCGAAAAAUCAGGUUUAGUAUGCGGUGGAUAUGAUAUCAAACUGCGAUGGUAUAAACCUGUUAUUUUUGAUAUAUAUGGGAAUCAAUUGCAAAACAAUGGCAAUAAUGUUGCUAAACUAGCAGGUGAUACCGCGAUCGAUGAGCCGCAGUAUCGACGGCGUAAUAUAGAUUUUGUUCGCUAUGAGGAAGAGUACCAGUACUAUGAGGAUAUGGAUGCGGAGCUGACGGCACUGUUGAAUCCAGCUGCAGAUAAGAUAGCCGAAAACAAGACAUGGAUCAUCAAGAAGUUUGGUGUUUUCAGAGGGAUCGAAAACAUGGAAACGGUACCGGACAGGCCGAGAAGAAAGAAAAGAAAAAUGGAUCUUGAGAUCAGUAUGGGUAAGACAGCCGAACCUGAGACGCCAACAGUUAGUGUCACGGAGGAGGAGGCUUCGGGAACUGCAGCAGAUUUGGUUUCGACCGAUGUUUUCAUGAUGAAUUUCCCGGGUACCUCCAACCAUGAAUGGAUCUCGAACGAGCUUCGAGAUGAUGCAUUGUUGUCUGCUGCAGCGCUGCAGGGAUUUCCUUUGACUUCAUUUCCAAUGUCAUCUGGAAACACUACGUUGGAUGGUAUUGGUACAUAUGAUAUCGGCAGCAUGGGGACAAACGCAGUAACAAACUCCGCCACUGAUGUGGCUAAUGCUGCAAACGGCGGAGCAGCUGAAGAUGCUAUUUUACAACACGCUUUACAAGUGCUAUUCCACAGGAACUCACCCGUAGAUAGAGCUGCAGGAAAUGCUCAAGUGCUGAAAGAAGCAGAGGAAAUGGAGACACAGUUUCAAGAAUUAUCCCCGCUAAACAGAUGCAAUACCACUUCACUUUCUGAGAACACAAUCAGACUCGAUUGCACUCAACUGGGAUCAAAGAUGCCCGUUACAGCGAUGGAGGUUGUUCCUUCGGUGGUUCCAAAUUCGAAAAUGUUCAACCAACCGCAUUGUCCAGAUACUUUAUUGAAUUUGCCGACAACGGGCUUGAAGGUAAAGGGACUCACAAGAUUUUUGCUUAAAUACUAUUAUCAGAAUGUUGCAGAUUUAAUGACAGUCGUUGCACUGACAACAAAUCCAUGGAAAACGCAGUAUUUCCCCAGGGCCUUGAAAGCAAUAGGCGAUUUGGCUGGUUUAGGGUACACCUCAAAUUCCAGAAAUUCGCUUUUGAAUGCACUCCUGGCUGUUUCAUGUUUUAAUCUUAAGAGUAAGUUCAAUAAGAAUUCUCAUGAAUCUCAAUUUUUUUUAACUCACGGUAUUACUUUUCGGACACAAGCUUCAAACUUUCUAAGAGCCUGCUUAAACGAGACAGUGUCAAGAGAACGUUAUAAGGAUGUUUUAAUAGCAAUUUUAUCAAUGAACUCCAUUGACGUUGUGUGGGGAACGAUGGCGGACUGUCAACAUCAUCUCGCGAUAUGCGAAGAUUUUGUCGAAAGCAGAAUGAAACUGAGACCAAAAAUUUCACAAAAGGCGAAAGCAUUGCAUAGAAUCUUUUCUUUCUUAAAAUUGAUACAAGAUAGCACCGCAUUAGAUAAAGUGAGGGAAAAGGAAAUUGCUAUCCGAGAUUCUUUGACUGAAAAUGACAAAGAGAACGCUGAUGGAGGUGAUGAUGAAGAAGAUUCAGAGCUGUUAGAUAAAAAUGAUGGUCAAUAUAGAGAGUCCCUCAAUAAGAGCGAUGGCAAGAUACAUAUUGAAUUUGUUAAAAACUCAAGCUUGGCAUCAACCAGUGCAGGUACUACACCACUUUUCACCAAUAUUGCAAGUGAAAGUUAUUAUACAGAUGAGCCGAGAAGAUUAGAUACCGAUAUUUUGAGUACUGAUGCUUUGUACGGUUUACCAAAUUCAAUAAUUUUGCUAUUUUCCGAUUGUGUUCGUUUGGUCAGACACAACGAGUAUUACACUAUGAAUAAUAUGCCAUUACCGCGUCAGUUCACUAAUAUUUGUUUAAAGUAUGAAAAGAGACUACUUAAAUGGACCUCAGAAUGGGAUUUUCAUAAAAGCGAUUCGAAGACGUUCAUUGAUGACACUAUUGAAGGAGUUUAUCACCACACAAUGAGUUUUUAUAACAGCUUGAUAAUCUAUUAUUUUACGAUGGCAAGGAGUUUAGAUUACCAAUUUCUGCAAUCGUACGUUGCGAAAGUGCUUUAUCAUCUGCAAUCUCUAAGUCAUUCAAUUCAAUAUAAAAAUGUCAAAAUUGUUCCUUUAAUAUGGCAAGGUUUCAUUGCCGGAUGUGCUAGCAUAGAUAAAGAAUCACAGGAUGAAUUUAAGAAAUGGGCAGCAACUCUAGCUGCCAAUGGAAUGGGCUCCUACUGGGGAGCUCGGCAAAUCAUGUUCGAAGUUUGGCGGCGACGGACAAAUGAAGAGCAAGGAGAUAACUGGUAUGCAGUUUACAAAGAUUGGGAAAUGAAUUUAAUGUUAUCGUAA